This is a messenger RNA of Paramecium pentaurelia, 1447 nucleotides long. The record is from the annotation of a GenBank genome assembly. Lineage: Eukaryota; Ciliophora; Oligohymenophorea; Peniculida; Parameciidae.
AUGUCAUAUAAAUCAUUUUAACAAUGUUUACUUAUGACAUAUAGUGUUGCAUUAGCAACAUUUAGUUUUGCUUAUAAUUCUUAUUUAAUCAAUGGUCCGUUAGAUCAUAUAAGAAUAUGGAUCAAUAUAGAGUCUUCUUUUAAGGAAGGAGCUAUGAUGACUUCAUUUAAUUUUGGUGGAUUGGUUGGAUGCAUAAUUGGAAUUUUAAUAGUAAAAUCUACUUCAAGAAGAUUAAUGUUAUAUUUGAUUGAUGCCCUUUUAAUUAUUGGGACUGCAGGAUUAAAUAUACAAAACUAUUAAACCUUUAUAUUUUUUCGAAUGAUUGCUGGAAUUGGUAGUGGAUUGACAACCCUAGUUACUCCAAUGUUUUUGAAAGAAAUAAUUCCUACACAAAUAUAUGGAGUGUUAGGAGGGUAAAAUCUAGUAUUGUAUAUAUUAAAUAUAUGUAGAUUGUCUCUUGGAACAAUUGUAUAAUCAUUUUGUGCUUUAGGUUUUAAAGAUGUUAAAGGGUAGACUUCUGUUGAUAUGAGUUAUUGGAGAUUUUAUCUUUUGCCUCCUAUUAUUAUAUGUAUUACCAGAAGUCUUUUGUUAAAGUUUUAUUUUCCUUAUGAGUCUCCAAUAUUUUCAAUUUAGAAAGGAAAUGGUAUUAGCUAAUAUUUAAAUUAGUUUAGGCAGCAGAAGAAUUUUUGGAACAUAUAUAUCAAGAUGAGGAUGUAUCAAAAUUAAAAUAAGAUAUUGAAAAUUUAGUAAACAAAAGAAAUGUUGAAAAAACAUUACCAGGAGCAAGAGUAUUUUUAGGAAUUAUGAUUAACAUAUUUUAUUCUAAUUCAGGUAUUACUCCAAUUAUAUCGUAUUCCACUAAAAUAUUUUAAUAAGUUACUACAAUCAAAGUGGCAUAAAUAUUGACAAUAGGGAUGAGUAUUAUUAAAUUCAUCUUCUAUUCAACAGGAGCUUAAUUAACUUAAAAAUUUGGAAGAAGAAUGCCUUUAAUUAUUGGAACAGGAAUUCUAUGUGCUGUUUUAAUCAGUACUGGACUUAGUUCUUCUAUUAAUGAUAAUUAAGAGUAUAAUGAUACAACAUUAAAAUCUAUUGUAGUUGUCUAUAUAGUAAUAGCUAUUUAUUUAUAUUUUGGGGUUUUCUUUAAUACUUUUGGAGCAAUUAUUCCUCUUUAUACACCUGAAAUUCUUUCUGGAAUUUACUUAACUGUGGCUCUAAUCUUUUAAUGGUCAUUCAAUAUUACUAUAACCUUUUUAUUUCCUGUCAUUAGAGAUUCUUUUGGAAUGUGUUAUACAUUUUAUUACUUUGGAAUUAUGAUGGGAGUGGCAACAAUUUAUUUCAUAAUGUUUGUAAAAGAAACCAAAAACUUGGAUGAUAAAGAAAUUGAUGCUUUAUGGUAAAUUAAAACAUCAAAAGUUAGAGAUGAAAAAGAAAAUUUGAUUUAAUGAUU